AAUGAUUAACGUAUGUAGGAACAUCAUCUAUCAUCCACCAUUUGCGAUUAUUCUAACAUGGCCGCAUGUUAGUUGCUGAUUUUUCUUUAUUGUUUGCCAACGUUUGUUAAAGAUUUAGUAGUGGUGUUUGUUUGAAAAUUAAAGUUUGAUAAAUCACAGAAAAGUAGAUAUAUGUAGUGGCAGAGACAGGCAUUUACACCUAAUAAUUUGGAUAAGUUGUACCGGUCUUCGUCUUGUUGAUCUACUCCUCCCCAUUGAGGUAUUUAGAUUGUCAAAUUAAAUAGGUAUUUCUGAUUUCGUAUUUUUGAUCAUUUCGAAUUAAAAAUGUUGCAAGAACAUCAUCAUAUGUCUCAGAACGGAAUGCAAAGAAAUGCCAGAAUGGGAAUGCAACAAAUGGGGCCACCCCCUAACCAAAGAACACCGAUGUUAAUGAGUAUGCCAGCACCUGGUGUUCUGGUCUCAAUGUCCCCUGGACCUGGGCCAACACUGAUCACAACAACAUCGAUUCCUCAACAGCCACAACCCAAGAACAUGCAACAAGUCUACCAUUAUGAAAACACUGGCCAGCCAGAAGCAGAUCAACACAGUACAGAACAUCAAAACACUAAUACUUUGUCUACGCCCAAUGCUACUUUGGCAAACAUAAAAGAAAAAACACCAAUGUGUUUGGUAAAUGAAUUAGCAAGAUACAACAAAAUCCAACAUCAAUACAGACUCACUGGGGAACAGGGACCCGCCCACAAGAAAAUAUUCACAGUUACCUUGAAACUGGGUAAUGAGGAAUACGAAGCUGAGGGGCCUAGUAUUAAGAAAGCACAGCACUCGGCCGCUGCACAAGCCUUGUCUAAAACCGAAUUCAAACAUCCGCCACCAAAGACAGUAAGAAAUCGCCCUGGUACACGUCCCACGAAUCCAGGAGUGGUUACCCCCACUGUUGAGCUUAAUGCUCUUGCUAUGAAGAGAGGAGAACGUACUGUUUAUGUUGUCGAAAAUGGAGGUGCACCUCCACAUCAGGGUUUCAUAACUCAACCAGGAUACUAUCCUCGUCAUAACCUCUACAAUGCUCAGACGCAGCCUCAGAGGUACGGGUAUGACGCACGUCGGAACGUAAGAGGACAUUACCCGUACCAUGAAAAUAGGUACUAUGGACAAUUCAGACCUGGCGCACCGCACAACCCUGGAGACCCAUAUACAGUGCGCUUACGAGUGGGGGAGCGGGAAUAUCCCGGACAAGGGUAUACCGUGCAAGCUGCCAGACAUGAUGCUGCCACUAAAGCCAUCGAACAUAUUAAACAACUAGGUGAUCCAGAACAAAACGAUGGUUCAAUAUCGCCUGACAGCUCGCAACACAUGUCCAAUGAUUCCAUGCAACAAGGAAGUGUUGGGGACAUUAAUUCUGAUCUGAAAUCUCCUAUCUCGCUCGUAUACGAAAUAGCCUUAAAGAGAAACUUAAGUGUGAUUUUCGAAGUUCUCAGCGAAAAAGGACCUCCACACAUGAAGGUAUUCAUAACCCAGUGCCGCGUCGGAACCUUCUUAGCGGAGGGAGAGGGCAACGGCAAGAAAAUAUCAAAAAAACGGGCGGCCGAGAAGAUGCUCGAAGAACUUUCGAAGCUACCCGCGCUUCCUAAUGUCAUCAACAUAGCGCAGCUCAAAAGGAAGCGGGUCACGAACAAAAAGAAAACACGAAACCUAAUCAAGGUCAAUACAGACAAAACCACUGAGGUGGCCGAAGAGAUCAACCCCAUCUCGCGAUUGAUUCAAAUACAGCAGGCCAAUAAGGAAAGGGAACCAGUUUAUACGGUUUUGGAGGAACGCGGUGCCCCUAGGCGCCGAGAAUUUGUCAUUGAGGCUGCUGUUAAUGGACAUUCUUGCACUGGAGUUGGGCCCAACAAAAAGGUAGCUAAACGUAACGCCGCCGAAGCCCUGCUGAUCGAAUUGGGUUACAACAAUGCUCCGAACGGGAAGCAGCCUCUCGGCAAAGAUAAGGACGAUGCAUCUGGCAUGCAUUCCGGCCUCGACAAGAAUCGUAAAGUCACGUUUGUCGAAGAGGCCCAAGAUAAUCAACCAACCCAAUCAGUUGGAGGCAGUGGUGGUCGCCAAUUGGUCCCAGGAGUUCUGCUGGUCACGGAACAAUCUGGUUUCCAAAAACAAAAGGACAAUAUGGACAAGCCCUUGCAGGCUCAACAGACCCAAAUUAAACCUCCACCUACCAUACAGGGUGUACGCUCAAAGGACAAACUGCUCUACUUAGCCCAGUUGAUGGCUAUCCAAGUUCAGUUCUCUGAUUUUCCGAAAGCUAAUCAUGAAAUGUAUUUGACUUUGGUAUCAUUGAGUACCAAUCCACCUCAAGUGUGCCAUGGCGAAGGUCCCACCACUGAAGCGUCGCACGAAAAAGCCGCUCUCGAAGCCCUCAAAGUGCUUUCCGAGUUGGGUCUCGACAUCGCUCCCAAGGACGGCUCGUCUGGGCCCGCUGGCGAUAAUGCGUCCCCAGUUGUGUCUAAUAAGGCGUCAGUGCACCAAAAUGGUGUGAAGAAGUAAACUUUGAACUCUGCGUAGGCUGUACCAAUGGCCCCAUUAUAGAAUUGCAUCUCUCCUUUUAGUGACUGCUUUUUUCCGUCAUUGGUACAGAACAGUUAUACAUGAGUUCCAUGUGGCCAUGUAAAAAUUUGCAUAAUUUAUAUUUAAAAAAAUAACUACGAAUUAUUGUUAUUAUUAUUUCAUGUGAUUUCAUUAACAUAUGAUGUUAUAUGAAAUGAAUUCAUGUAUCUAUGUAUAAUUCUGGUUAUUGCUUCGGCACUGUAUGUUCCCAAUCAGUGCUCCUACCCAUUUUCAUUUUCGUGGGCAGAAAAAGAAAUUGGGUGACAGUAGUUCAGAAUUGGUUUUACAAAAUUGUAAGUCGUGUAUCUAUAUAUACACGUUUAGGGUUCGAAUAAUGUCAGUGUUGCCAAACUGUUUUUAAGCAUUUUUGAUCGUCCAACUUCAUUCAAACAUACACCUUACGUCAUUUGUCAUUUAUUGAAUAUCAAAACUUAAUGUCGGCUAUCGAAAUGCACAGUCGGCGGCAUAUUCUAUUUCUGUCUAUUCAAUAGUAUUGUGUUUCCAUACUGUUCUCCUAGAGUCAGUAUUGGAAAGUUAGCGUACUGUUUGUAGAAUAGAGCAGGGACAGAAGUUUGACA
This is a messenger RNA of Psylliodes chrysocephalus, 3176 nucleotides long. NCBI's taxonomy places the organism in Eukaryota, Metazoa, Arthropoda, Insecta, Coleoptera, Chrysomelidae. The record is from the annotation of a GenBank genome assembly.